GGCUUAAUCAUAUGGUUUCUCUUCUGGGUAAAUCAAUUUAAGAGUCAAGAUGCAACAAGUUAUGUGUUAUAUGGAAGGCACUUAAUCUUCUUUCAGACGGGCGGGUCAAAUAUCUCUUGACAAAACCUCUCAGGAAACCCGCAAACAGAAAAACGAAACCAGUGGAGUCUGCAAAAGUCAGAUCAAAAUGGGGAAAAAAGAAGCUUCAAAGAUGAACAUCGCCAUCAUACAUCCAGAUCUUGGGAUAGGUGGAGCAGAGAGAUUGAUCGUCGAUGCGGCGGUUGAGCUUGCGUCCCACGGUCAUAAAGUUCAUGUCUUCACCUCUCACCACGACAAAUCCAGAUGCUUCGAGGAAACUCUCUCUGGUAUCUUUCAAGUUACGGUGUAUGGGUCUUUCCUGCCACGGCAUAUUUUCUACCGACUACACGCAGUGUGUGCAUAUUUGCGGUGCUUGUUUGUUGCUCUCUGUGUUCUUUCGGGUUGGUCUUCGUUCGAUGUUAUACUUGUAGACCAGGUGUCAGUCGUAGUCCCAUUGCUCAAACUUAAAAGGUCAUCAAAGGUUGUUUUCUACUGCCAUUUCCCGGAUCUCUUGCUAGCUAAGCAUACAACAGCACUUAGACGGAUGUAUCGGAGACCCAUUGAUUUCAUCGAAGAACAAACCACAGGGAUGGCUGAUAUGAUCCUUGUUAACAGUAACUUCACGGCAUCAACAUUUGCCAAUACAUUUAAAAGGCUAAAUGCACAAGGAAGUCGCCCAGCUGUACUUUACCCAGCAGUCAAUAUUGAUCAGUUCAAUGAACCCCAUACUUAUAACAGGUUGAAUUUCCUCUCUGUAAACCGCUUUGAGAGGAAAAAGAACAUCGAUCUAGCCGUUUCAGCUUUUGCUAUGCUAUGCAAACAUAAGCAAAAUCUGACUGAUGUUACCCUUACCGUUGCAGGUGGAUAUGACGAGCGAUUGAAGGAGAAUGUUGAGUACUUGGAGGAGCUCAGAAGUUUAGCCGAGAAAGAAGGAGUUUCUGAUCGAGUUAACUUCAUUACAUCUUGUUCAACCGCUGAAAGAAAUGAACUUCUCUCUGGUUGCUUGUGCGCUCUCUACACGCCCACGGAUGAGCAUUUUGGUAUUGUUCCAUUAGAAGCAAUGGCUGCAUACAAACCCGUAAUUGCCUGCAACAGCGGUGGCCCUGUAGAGACAGUAAAGAAUGGAGUAACAGGCUAUCUUUGUGAACCGACUCCAGAAGAUUUCAGUUCGGCAAUGGCUAGAUUCAUCGAAGAUCCUGAAUUGGCGAAGAGAAUGGGAGGUGAGGCCAGGAAUCAUGUCGUCGAAUCAUUCUCUGUGAAGACGUUUGGACAGAAGUUGAAUCAGUAUCUCGUUGAUGUCGUAUUAAGUCCUAAAGAAGAUUGAGAUUCCUUUGUUUAGUAAUCAUAGAUUGCUCGUUAAACAUUAGGCUUAGGUCUAAAAAUACUGGAGCUUUAUUGUCGGGUCAAUCAUCUUUAACUUGAAGAUUGGUUGUUGACAGUUUUGUUUUGUUUUCGAUUUUGGUUUGUGGAUAUAAAUUUGACGGAAUAAAAUCGAAACAGUACUCUGUUUCAUAUAGAUAGGCCAAGUCAAUUGAGUCUCGGUCUUCUCAGCAGCGAGCUUCAUCAGAGCCGUCGAUUUGGUAGCUGAACCCAGCAUCUUGAGAAAAGCUCGCUUGGCACGGUUAAGAAUCGUCAUGAUUUUUUGUUUUUUUUCUCUGAUUUUGGUGUUAGAUAUCUAAAGAUGUUUAUGAGUAUUGCUGCUUAUAUAGAUGAUCACUGGAGUGACUGUAUUUUUCAUAAUGCCAGAUAUUUUAUUCGGUUGCA
Molecule: messenger RNA, 1842 nt
Organism: Camelina sativa (false flax)
Lineage: Eukaryota; Viridiplantae; Streptophyta; Magnoliopsida; Brassicales; Brassicaceae
Biological process (GO): dolichol-linked oligosaccharide biosynthetic process
Cellular component (GO): endomembrane system
Molecular function (GO): GDP-Man:Man(1)GlcNAc(2)-PP-Dol alpha-1,3-mannosyltransferase activity
Source: RefSeq, a predicted model, not a curated record